UGUAAAUUUCCCACUCAUCUGUGAAAUCCCGCCAGUCGCUUUGCCUUAUGGGAAUGGUUUUCCCUGGGAACACAGCAAUAUAAACACAACAGCGUUUCAGAGUCCUCUCAGAGUUCGAUAUGCAGUGGACAGUACAAGUGGAAGACGGGCCUCGUCGAGUGAAUCAUGCAGCUGUUUCCGUUCAAGAUCGUUAUGUCUUUAGUUUUGGUGGAUUUUUUUCUGGCGACGAGUACUUACACAUGGAAAAAAUCGACGUUCAUAUCUUUGAUCUGAGUAUGACUUUAUCAAUUAUUAUUGAAUUGCUUGAUACACAGCAUAAAUAUUUGGCCAAAGGCUGAGAUUCCCGAUCACAAUUUGUAAUGUUUGUAUUACCACUACUGUUAUUUGUUAACGUUAUGACACAAAGCUUGUAAAAUUUUUGAAAAAAUUUCCAAAAAUCCACUUAUAUUAAUUUGUAACAUUGCUAUAAAUUUGCUACAUAUACGAGAUUCAGAGAUUGUAAUUAUUUUGGGUCAUACGUGACUCAUGCCAAAUAAAUAAAUCCUAAAUGCAUGUGGCAGUUUCCUUAUCUAAAUGCAUGUGGCAGUUCCUCGUAUUCUACUUUUCUGCUUUGCUCGGGGGACAACCUUAAUUGAAAUAGCUGUAUGUAUAAUUGGGGCAAUGCAGAAAACAUCGAUCCAUACCUCCCCCGGCGGAAAUUGGAAGUUUACCCCCCUACCCCCUUCAGAUGUGCUAAUAUACUUAUUUUUAUCAGAAACAAAUUUUUCUCCCCUUCUUCUCCGGACAGCAGAAAUUUCCUCGGGCAUUAAGGUGGAUCAUUUCUGGAACAACCCAGUACUAAUCUGUACUAAAACCAGUAAUUCUGUUUUGUGAUUGGCGUGGCUUAAUCAAAGAAUCGCCCCGUUGAACCAGAGCCUUCGCAACAUUUCAAUUUAUUAUUUACUGUCGAAGGCUCUGGAAUCCAGGGUAGACAACGUACAGCACUCAUUUCAAAUUCCAUAUACUUUAUAGGAAUUGUGGCAUGUGAUUUUCAUAUGCUAGAAUGAUAAUCGUAUACUGCAAUUUUCAGUUGACCUUGGAAUGUUUAAACAAAAUGUUUUAUCGUCAUGUGAUGUAUGUUAAAGUGAUAGCACUAUGUUGUCAAGGCCAUUUUUGAAUGUUGUCAUUGGCCCUAUUCACAUUAGAGACGGACAAGUCGUCUGGACGAACAAAUCGUCUCUCAAAAAUCGUCUCUCAAAAAUCGUCUUCACAGACGGACAAGUAGUCGAACAAAUUCAGACGACUUGUUCGUCUAAAAUUUUGUACGACACGUUUUCACAUCUGAUGAUUUGUCCGACUAAAAGAGGAUUUUGAGACGAUUUGUUCGUCUAGACGGGAAACGACAAAAUGCGGACCCCAGGUCCAUGGACUCCCUUCGUGGACCUGGUCCAUGGACUACACUCGUGGACCACGGACCACUCCCGUGGACCACUCUCGUGGACCACUUGCAAAAUUUCGCCUACCGAACAAUAGACCAAACACUAUUAUUCCGAGUUUAGUGAGCCGAGAUUGGCGGGAACUAUUUCAUUAUUCAUUUCCAUUAUUUAUUUCACAAUCAAUUCAGUUUUUGUUGAUGAACAGUGAAUACUAAGUCUGUAAAAAUGCUGAAAAAAUGUAGUCAGGGUUCUAUUAAAAAAUAUAGGAAUACUGUGGAGAAUCUGGAGGGGAGGGGAGGAGGGGUCAAAGGAUUUUACUGAAUUAUUCGAAUUUUACUGUUAAAAAAUCACUUGAACUGUAGAAGUCGUAAGUUGCAAUGACCUUUCAAUGCCUGAAGGUCCUCUCCCAAAAAUAUUAAUUUUUGAAGCUCGAUUACUGCUUUUUAAGGGCAUAUAUUCGGAAACUUUGCAUUAAAGUCGUAAUUGUACACUUAUAUUUUAGAACGGUCAUAUAGUGAAUGGAUUUAGAACUUCACAUUUUGUGUAAAGUUUCCACAAUGAUAAUAAUGACUGAACUCGACUCGAGCACAUUUUUGCAUGCACAGUCAAGAAUUCAAACCCCAAAAAUCUGGUGUCUCGCAAGUGGUCCAUGAGAGUGGUCCACGAGAGUGGUCCACGAAGGUAGUCCACGGACCAGGUCCACGAAGGUAGUCCACGGACCUGGGGUCCGCGUUUUGUCGUUUCCCCGUCUAGACGACUUGUCCGUCUUCUAAUGUAAAAACGGCUAUUAACAUUAAACAAUGGAGUAUGUUAUAAUUGUAGUUUGCACGAAAAGUAAACAAAGUUCAAUUAAUAAGUGAAUGUAUUACUACAUUUGAAAGUGCUCUUGUGCUCUUUCAAAUUAUCAUACAUUGCGUGCAUGGCGAUAUAACUUUCGUUUAAACGUUCAAACAUUUGGACAAUUAACAACAUAGGCGUUUCAAGGUUGAGUGAAAAUCGCAGUACAACUAUAACUGCAUGUAUUGUGUAGAUAGGCCUUUAUGUGAUUUUAGUAUUUUUCAACAAGUGAACAUAACAAAUCUUACAAGUUGAUUGGUCAAAUUUGACGUAUUAAGCUGUUUAUAUAUUCACCUACAGGUGAAUAUAACAGAACCGAAAUUUCCAAAAUGACGGCUAGCAGUUUUGUGGAAGUUACUGAUAAAGAAAUAAGCGAAAUUAAAAUAAAUUCAGUCCAGAAAAACACAAAAGACUUGUGUAUAUUCGCCUCAGGCUUGUUGAUUAUGGGGGAAUAUUCACCUUGACUUCGGACAUAGACACUCAAAUUAUAUAUAUAUGGCAGAAAGUGGCCAUGAGUUUUAGGCCUGUGUUAUGCCUGGUCACACUACACAAUGAUAACGAUACGAUAACUUGUAUACACGCACUGAUUGGUCAAAAAUAUAUCAUCGGACUGAAAAAAAACCCCGCUUGGGUGAGCGAUUUUAAAAUUGUUGUUGUCAAACGAUAAUUUCGUUGUAUAGUGUGGACACUAACAUAUUUUUUUGCCAAUCAUCGCGUGUUUACAAGUUAUCGUAUCAUUAUUGUUGUGUAGUGUGACCUGGGCUUUAUAACCACCUGAUCAGACUGCCAAGAGGUUGUGUGGGGCCUGGGACAAACCUUUCCAAGGUGGCCCAGUAUGACAUCAUAAUUGUAAAAGAGGAGAAGCGAUCACCCUGAGGACGAUGCCAGGUGAAUUAUUUUGUAUUUACUCUAAAUAUUUGCUAGCUAGCUUCUUGUUCAAUUAAAAGCUGGUGGCUGGAAGGGGUUUUUGCAGUGGUUUGAACAUUCUUGACCAAUUGGUAGAUUUUAAUGUGCAGACUUGUAUUGGGGAGGUGUAUAGUCGUCAUGCUUACAAUGAUUUAAAAUAUAUUUUUCUCUAGACCAUUUAAAAUGGACCAAACUAAAAAUACCAACUAGGGAUGAUGAUGAUUAUGAAUUUGUACCAUACAUGAGAUAUGGACAUACGGCAUCCGCUAUUGGUGAUAAGAUUUACUUAUAUGGUGGUUGCAAUGAACUAUAUGGAGCUUGUGAUAGAUUAUAUUGCUUUGAUAUAAGUAAGUAAAAUUUACAGUAAGUGGCAGUCACAUAGAUUCAAGAAUUCCUGCAUAACUUAAAUUCUUCUACCACGACCUCUCUCAAAUAAUUGCCCUAACUGACUAAUUAACUCCCUUUCCCUUUUUAGGCAACCUCUCUAAUUAGCCACCGCUUAACUAGCUUCUCCUUAAUUAGGUCCCUCUUUAAUUAGGUCCCUCUUUAAUUAGGUCCCUCUUUAAUUAGGUCCCUCUAUUUAGUCCCUCUCUAAUUAGCCCUGCUUUUCAAUUAGCUACCUCUGUAAUUAAGCCCCCUCUGUGAUUAAGCCCCCUCUGUAAUUAAGCCCCCUCUGUAAUUAGACCCCCUCUCUAAUUAACCCCCUCUGUAAUUAAACCCCCUCUCUAAUUAAAACCCCUCUCUAAUUAAACCCCUUCUCUAACCAAACUCCCUCUCUAAUUAAACCCCCUCUCUAAUUAAACCUCCUGUCUAAUUACUCCUCUCCAACUAGUUUUGCCCUCUAAAUAGUCCCUUUUCUAAUUAUCCCUUCUCUCUAAUUAGCUCCCUCUCUAAUUAAGCUGCCUCUCUACUAACCCCCUCUCUAUUUAUGGUCUUCCCUCUAAUUAAGCCCUCUCUCUAAUCAGCCCCCUUCUCUAAUUAGUCUGACCCUCUCUAACUAGUUUUGCUCUCUAAAUAGUCGCUUUUCUAAUUAGCCCUUUUCUCUAAUUAGCUGCCUCCCUAAUUCUGCACUCUAAUUAGCCCCUUUCUCUUAUUAGCCUUUUCUCUAAUUAGCCCCAAGGUUCUCUAAUUAGCCCCACAAUAUAUCUUUCUUGCCAGAUACAUUCAAAUGGUCAAUGCCAGAAGUUAGUGGUAGCAUUCCACCAGCACGUGAUGGUCAUUCAGCGUGUGUCAUUGGUGAGAAGAUUUAUGUCUUUGGAGGAUUUGAAGAAAGGGUAAGAUGUUGAAGAUUGAAUUUAUUGAAUAGACAUAUAGCUACGCAGAAUUGAAACUCCAAUGUUAUAAUAACACAGACUAAUCCACAACACAAAUAUUUAAACGUUGAACCGUAUCUCCUGUAAAGUCCCGCUCAAACGAGGAUGAAAGUUGACGAGAGCGUGGCAAACGAAUUGUGAAUCAUAAACGCAGUUUCUCAUAAAUUUUGAUUGUGGAUCUCACGAGUGAGUGUGGUGUAUGAAAGAGGCCAGAAGUCAAAGUAACCUACAAGUUUAGCAACUGCAAAAUUUUGACGAUGCACAGUAAUGAUGAUAUUGAAACACAUUCAACCUUACAAAAUAGAUAAAUUUGCCACUUGUUACAUGUCAAUAUUCGUGGCCUCAGGUGGCCCAUCACAGAUGUUGUUCACUGUUCAGAAGUCAUACAUGGAAACACCCUUGAUCACCAAGGCAAAUAGUGGAAACGAAAUGGUCAACUGGUUAUUGUUAUAGAUAAUGUGGAUGAACAAAUCUAUAGUGAAAAUCAUUACUCAACGAGAAAAAUCAUGUACAUUCAAGAAAUAUAGCUGAGCCAAGAAUAUCCAGACUGAUGUGGAACAAUAGCAAAUCCAAUCAGGCAAGCAUCGUAGGAGAAGAUUGUCCUGGAUAAAUGCAAAUGCACUCUCAUUUUAAGAGGCCUUAUUUCAAAUGUGAAACUACAAACUUGUCUUGAGAAACUCAGUUUUGUUGACGAAGACUCAUUACCUUUUGUGCAUCUUUGCAGUGGUUUUGCAGCGUUGCAGCUAGAACUGUUCAUUGAACACAAUCUUCAAUAUGAAUUCUGGUUAUUCUUGUCAAUUUUCAUUGAUUCAAUACUCCGACGUUCCACAUGACCUUGGAGAACUUUUCACUUGAUGUUGUUAACUGAUUCAUUAAUGGACUACUGAUUAACUGACUAACAAGCAGUAAUUGAAUAAUUCACUAAUUACCUCUUAAUAAUUGAUCAUAUGGUUGACUCAUAAUUGGCCAGAUAACGUAAUAGUUCUGUAGUGGGUGGAUGAAUGAAAUUGCCUUCUUUACCGAUGAAGAAAUGCAGUGUCACUCUCUUUCCUGCAUUCCUGGAACGAAAAGUGAUAUUACUGCUGCUGCCUCUCCAAUCCUAAUUUCUCGUGGUUUUAUUUUUCACAGGGAGAACGUCAACGUCAGGUAGGGUGAUUUAUGCCUAUUUAUUCUGACCAGCUGCUCAAGAAGCUCGUUUUUCUACGAACAGUACCACAUUUCUUGGCUUACCAUCAUCUAAUAAAAAGUACGAAAUGACUAUCAUUGACAUGGCGGUGUAAACUGGCUGAUAAACGGAGAGAGGAAUAUAAAACCACUGCAAAAUAUCUGGAACCAAGAAUGUCGCAUACUUAAAAUCUUUUUCAUUUUGAAAUGAUUUAGUUUUAACACAAUGUUUUCUAUUUUAUAGUCUGAAUGUUUCUCCAAAGAUGUUUACAUUCUCGACACAAAAACUAUGAAGUGGACACAUCCUCACGUCUUUGUAAGUUAUGCUGGCUGAAGAAAUUUCAGAGUUAAUGUACAAUUAUUAUUUAAUAAGCUUUGAACACAGACACGGAGUCACAAUGAUUAAAACGAGAAAUUGGGACUUGUUUGGAGGAUGCAGGAGUACUGGAAUUUGAAUUAAAGUUGGGUUUUUUUCAGGGGCAGCCUGCAAGCUGGCGAGAUUUUCACACGGCAACAGCAAUUGGUAGAUACAUGUAUAUAUUUGGUGGACGAGGUAAGUUUUACUCUAACAAAUCUUCAGUAGAUAGGGAUACAACUACCUGAAAAAUACAAGGAGAACUUCGACGUUUCGAGCGACGGCCCUUCGUCUCAAACUUAGUAGCGAAGGGCCUUCGCUCGAAACGUCGAAGUUCUCCUUGUAUUUUUCAGGUAGUUGUAUCCCUAUCAAUCCGAAGUUUUGUUAUUGCCGCUACCUACACUGGCACAGACAGUUCAAGUCUUAUUCUACCAUGAUACGUGUUGGGCAAUUUUCUUAACUUCUGUGGAAGAGUCGUGUAAAUUAUAUUCGCAGUAAAAACUGAGAACUUGUCCAACAUUUUACUCCGCUGACAUGGAAGAAAGAAUUGAGAAUGAAAAUUACCAGAAAAGUGAGAUGCAUUCUAGCUCCCUGACAAGGCCUCAUUACUUUUCUGUUAAUACGUUCUAACAUACCAUCGCCCUAUGUCAACAAUUGCGUUGCAAAUUGAAGCAAAACUCCUGUAGUAUUUUAAGUUAUGCAUAAUUGCCAUGCGCGUUUGCUUUCAUGUGUUACGAUUUUCACCUUGCUUUUCGUCUUUCUUGAAUCUUUCUAUAUGUUUACUCAGGUGAUGUGCUUGGUGAGGAGCACUCGAGUGAAGAAAUCUACGAUAAUCAAGUGGUGGUUUUUGACACAGGUAUAUAGAGUAUAGGAAAUUAAUUUCACCCUUUACCUAUACCAUACACAGUGUAAAUAUUUUACUCACAGUAUACUGUAUGUAUCCUAGAAACGUAUAGUUGGCAUUGGCUUCUAACGAAAGGAAUAUCACCGAUUGGGCGACGUAGUCAUUCUGCAGGUAAAGUACGCCAGGUAUUAUACAGAGAGUACUUUAGGUAGAAUAGAAGUGCUCCAGGUCGACUUCUGCUAGACUGCUAAGUCUGCUGGUGUGACAAGCAUAUCCGUCCCUGUUGUAUCGGAUAUGUUAUGAAUGACAAUCUUUGUAUUUCAGUUGCGUAUGGUCGGUGUAUUUAUUUAUUUGGUGGAUAUAAUGCUCUUGAACAGCAACAUUACGGUGACAUACUUAAAUUCGAUACAGGUAAUGAAAAUCUCUGUUUGAUCCGUGCUCUCCCGAAAAGGUAGCGAAAUUUGCAUGGUGAUGCAUUAUGUGGCAAUGGUCUACAUAAUGAUGCAGCGCUAUACCAUUUCGGAAGACCUAUGGUUAUGAUCAACCGUCGUAUAUCAUGUUUUUUUUUCUUGUUGAUUUCUCGAAUAUUGAGAACACGGAAGAUGCUAUUGUUCAGAUUGUAUUUUCUAUUUCUAACAACGAUUGAACAGACAAAAGACAGUGGAGCACAAUUGUCGUCCCCGGUGGCCACCCGUGUCCAAGAAGAAGGCAUUGUUGUUGUUUGAUGGGUGAGAAAGCAGUUAUCUUCGGUGGAUCAAGGUAACGGUCCAUAUGAUGUAACAUUUCUCGCACGUCAUUUCGUACACUCGUAAAAAUCUCCGAUAACUUGUCAACACGAUGUGUUCGCAACAGGCUUGUAUACCAAGCUUGCCAACAAGUUGUAACAACGCUGUUAUUUUAUCAAGUCGUUACUUUGUUUUUACUUUCUAGUCCGAAUCAUGAUGUUGCGAGUGAAGUCGAAGAAGCCGACAAUAGUCUUCAAGACCACAAUGAUUUAUAUCUUUUAGAUCUGAGUAAGUAGACAAGUUCCUUGUUAUUACUGAUUUAUUGCCAGAUGCUGUUUCAAAAUUACAUCCUUCUGGAAAGUACUAAGCCUUGGCUUUACAGCAAUUUAUCCGGUUAUGUCGGUUGAGCGGGUUGACCUAUUAUAUACAGGUUUUAAUACAUUUUAAUAUCAUUCAGAUCCAUCACUAAAGACGUUGUGUAAACUUGCUGUUGUUAAAUAUAAACUAUAUGACGAACUACUCCCACAACAGCUCAAGUAAGUUAUUAUUUGUUAUUCAACUAUUGCAUGUGCAUUCCGUUUACAUAGCCUGUGUGGUAGCGCUAUAUAAUAGACCUUUCCCCUUAUGAGUGAAAUUUUGAUCUAGAUAUGCCUGGUCAAAAAUUUCAUCACAACUUGAAAGAGCAUCACAAAAUUAGUAAUAUUCCGAAGUUUCGUUGCGAAAUGUUGUAAAAUGCGGAUAAUAUAGCCUUGCGAAGUUUGCCGUUUUUCAGUCAUUUUGCAUUAGAAACGGGAAAUUGAUAAUCAGAUGGUCAAACUUUCACCUUAAAUACUAUAUUUUUACAGACGUGAAUUGGCGCACAUGUUACCCAAACCUUCGCCACGAAUACAAAAUUCAUCAUUAUCACAAGGUUAAAUGGUUUCAUGGAAAUUCACGUGGAAAUUCCAAGAAGUGCGACACUGCAUGAUUCAUGGACGCAUGCUUCACUCCCGUGGCGAAACGAGAGCUUUUAUUCUCAAAGCAGAGAUCAACAAUCUUUGCCAAGAAACUAAAUUUUAUAUUCGAAAGAACAUUGUUUUAUAAGAUUAAUUAAUAUUACACCAAAUUGAACAAUUUUACGUAAAAUGUUAUAUAAAUAAGUCGACAUGCACGCGGGCUCGUGUAUGAUAACGAUGUAUAAAAUGACCGAUUGAGACUUCAUUCGGUUUAAGCCAUUCUUAAAAUUCAUUAUUUAUCUUUUUUACUCAAAAACAUUUGUAAAUUAACUAAGAUUUCUAUGAUAAUAAACUUGAUAAAAGAAGUUAGCA
Molecule: messenger RNA, 8866 nt
Organism: Paramuricea clavata
Lineage: Eukaryota; Metazoa; Cnidaria; Anthozoa; Malacalcyonacea; Plexauridae
Source: the annotation of a GenBank genome assembly